AUGAUGACAUUACGAGGGUUGAGUGUAUCAUGGCCUAAGUUUACAACUGAAUAUAAAGAAACGGUAACUAGAAUACAAUCACGAUACGGGAUGAUGAAAGUUGGUUGUAAAUUUGAUCUCAAACAAGUUCAAGAUUUCGUUGACAGAAGAGAAAAAUGUGAACGUGUUUAUGAUAAGAUGGUUGGAUAUGGUAAACUAGAAAAGAGUGAUCUCCCCGAGUUUUUUCGCCAAUCUGGUUUAUAUCCCACCGAAGGGGAGAUAACAAAAGCCUUUAAUACAAUUUAUAGAGGAUCACUAAACACUGCUGAAGUUGUAUUUGUUCUGGAUUGUUCUGCUAGUCUUGGACCAGUUAAUUUCCAGAACCAACUGAAUUUCGUCAAGGAUAUCAUCCUGGGUUUCGACAUUGCCCCAGAUCGAGUUCGGAUCGGAUUGGUACCAUUCAAUGAAAACGUAUUCCACAGUUUUGGAUUAACCCAGUUCCAAACCAGAGAAGGAGUUCUAGAAGCAAUUGAAAAUUUAAAAUAUAAAACUGGGUUAACACGAACAGAUUUAGCUUUAAAAAUGAUGAGGCAGAUAUUCAAGUCGUCCCGACCUGGUGUACAGAAAGUAGCUCUAGUUAUAACAGACGGCAAAUCUUCAGAUGCUGGUCUAACUAUUAGAGAAGCCAGACUAGCCAGAGAGGAAAACAUUGAAAUAUUCACCAUCGUUGGAUAUACUGUUGAUGCAGAUGAACUAGAAGCUGUAGCUGGUGAUAAAGACCAUGUGAGGACUUGUAUAGAUUAUUCUACUAUAGGUCAACUUAAAGAUCUCGUUAAAAACAGGAUCUGUCUAGCAUGUUGUGCUCUAUGUCAUCACAUCCUGCCAAGGAUACAGUCUGAAGGAUUGUAUAAAUCCGAGGUCCUCGAUAUCUUUUGGACAAUAUCUCCACCUUUGGCUACAGGACUAGGGCGAAGUGACCAUGUUGAUGGGAAAGCAAGAAACGAUAACCCUGGUUUAACUGACGUCUGCAGACCCUUAACGCGAGACGAGGUUAUUGAGAUUUUAUGGACAGUGUAUCCGCCAGAUGGCACGGGGUUAGAGAAAAGAAAAUCAACCUGGAUUCGUCCAAUUGUUGAUGGAGUUGAGGCCUGGUCACUUCUUGAUGAUAAGAUUAUAAAGAGAACAGACUACAAGAAGUGUCUACGUUUCGUUAUCCAGUCCAAGUUAGAGAGGGAUGGUUAUAUGGAGAUACCAACGGAUUUACGACUUGGUGUGGAGCGUGUCUCGAAUCUCGAAGAGGCUUUGCAGAAAGUUGAUGCUUACUUGAAAAUGAAGGAGAGGCAAAAGUUAGAAGAUGAGCUACGACAGAAAGCUGGUCAACCAAGAUCAGGUGGUGAUCAGUUAGACUCGUCUGAACAGCCGCCAAUAAGAGUCCAAAUCCUGAAGAUUGAACAUCACGAUAAUGGAGAACCAACAGAGGUCACUGCUGCCGAUCUGAUCCAGUACAAGCACAAAGAAGGUGAGAAAAAUGUAGAGAUCAUUACUUUCGAUGAUGAGGAAGCACGUAGCAGUAGGGGAGAUGGUGGACUUAGUACAGAUGGAGGUGUCCUUAAGUUGAAGGUUCCAGCCCAAGGAACUGGAUCUAGUAAACAGGUGCUGGAAUCAAAAUAA
This is a messenger RNA of Patella vulgata (common limpet), 1650 nucleotides long. RefSeq lists its product as uncharacterized. The coding region runs from base 1 to 1650 and encodes 549 amino acids. The record is from RefSeq and is a predicted model, not a curated record. Lineage: Eukaryota; Metazoa; Mollusca; Gastropoda; Patellidae. The transcript is spliced from 11 exons.